Entelurus aequoreus (snake pipefish) is the source of this 4004-nucleotide messenger RNA. It is a transcript of the gene rx1, whose product is annotated as retinal homeobox gene 1. Gene Ontology annotation, biological process: positive regulation of transcription by RNA polymerase II. The coding region runs from base 2250 to 3227 and encodes 325 amino acids. The record is from RefSeq and is a predicted model, not a curated record. The transcript is spliced from 5 exons. NCBI's taxonomy places the organism in Eukaryota, Metazoa, Chordata, Actinopteri, Syngnathiformes, Syngnathidae. Gene Ontology annotation, molecular function: RNA polymerase II cis-regulatory region sequence-specific DNA binding; DNA-binding transcription factor activity, RNA polymerase II-specific.
AUGCAUUAUAUAAACCGAAGGUGCCCAAACUUUUAUUUUAUUUUUAAAGAUGAAAGGGGCUACUUUGGUAUAUUUUUUAUAUAUUUUUUAAAUUUUGUAGGAACGCUGUAAAAAUCUUGUGUAAAUUAGCAAAGACAAAACAUUGUGUUAUGAUGAGUUAUGACUAGUUAUGAUUAAUAACACGUCAAUUACACUUUAUUGACAUAAAAACCAUUAAUAACAUCAACUAUAAUAAUUGGACCAAAAAUGUUUGUAGCACAAUUGUUUUGGGAGAUUUUGACCUAGAUGGGUUAUGAAUUAUAACACAUUAUUAACUUAAAAAAAAACAUGUUAAUUGCUUAAAAACUAUAAUAAUUCGACCAAUUUGACGUAGUUACUAUAAAGGUUAGGCCACAAAUAUUUGCAGCACAAACAAGUGGGACAAGUUUGGGGAGAUUUGGACAUACUUGUUAUGAUUAUUAACACAUUAUUUACUUAUUAAUGACAUUAAAAAAAACAUGAAACUUUAAUCACUUUAAAACUAAUAAUUAUGAAAAACGAUAAUAGACCAAAAAAAAUGUGCAAUUAAAAACUAUAAUAGUUAGACAGAACAAGUUUGGGGAGAUGUGAACAAGGUGGGUGUUAGUUAUGAAUAAUUACACGUUAAUAACAUAUAAAGUUAAUAAUUUAGGAACUAUAAUAUAUUGACAAAACAAGUUUGGGGAGAUGUGAACAAGGUGGGGGGCUAGUUAUGAAUAAUUACACAUUAAUUACACGUUAAUAACAUAUAAAGUUAAUAACUUAAGAACUAUAAUAGAUAGACAAAACAAGUUUGGGGAGAUGUGAACAAGGUGGGUGUUAGUUAUGAAUAAUUACACGUUAAUAACAUAUAAAGUUAAUAAUUUAGGAACUAUAAUAGAUUGACAAAACAAGUUUGGGGAGAUGUGAACAAGGUGGGUGUUAGUUAUGAAUAAUUACACGUUAAUAACAUAUAAAGUUAAUAAUUUAGGAACUAUAAUAGAUUGACAAAACAAGUUUGGGGAGAUGUGAACAAGGUGGGUGUUAGUUAUGAAUAAUUUCACAUUAAUAACAUAUAAAGUUAAUAAUUUAGGAACUAUAAUAGAUUGACAAAACAAGUUUGGGGAGAUGUGAACAAGGUGGGUGUUAGUUAUGAAUAAUUACACAUUAAUAACAUAUAAAGUUAAUAACUUAAGAACUAUAAUAGAUAGACAAAACAUGUUUGUAGCACAAACACAUGGAACAAGUUUGGGGAGAUUUGAACAAGGUGGGUGUUAGUUAUGAAUAAUUACACAUUAAUAACAUAUAAAGUUAAUAAUUUAGGAACUAUAAUAGAUAGACAAAACAAGUUUGGGGAGAUGUGAACAAGGUGGGUGUUAGUUAUGAAUAAUUACACGUUAAUAACAUAUAAAGUUAAUAAUUUAGGAACUAUAAUAGAUUGACAAAACAAGUUUGGGGAGAUGUGAACAAGGUGGGUGUUAGUUAUGAAUAAUUACACGUUAAUAACAUAUAAAGUUAAUAAUUUAGGAACUAUAAUAGUUAGACAAAACAUGUUUGUAUCACAAACACAUGGAACAAGUUUGGGGAGAUGUGAACAAGGUGGACAAGUAUUUCUCCAAAGUGACCACAAAUGUCUCCCGGGCCGCACUUUGGACACAUCAAAGUUGAAUUGAAUAUGAGUAGUUAUACAUUCUUAUACACUUACAUAAAUAGCCAGCUGUAACACUUCAAGUGUUGUAAUGUCAACGUUUCUUUCCCCCCGCCGCUUCACACUAUCAAGUCUUGGUGGUUCCGAGCGUAAACUUUGCGGCUCAUCUUUUGUGGGGGAAAAACAAAAGUCUUAUUUGGAGCGUCAUUAGCCGAGACCUCCUCCCGGGGCCGUGAAUGAAAUUGACAUUUAAUACAAUUAGCUGAGCAGAAAACAGCUGCCAAUCACUCUUAAAGGGGAAGGACUCCAAUUAAGAAGUCCUGCUAAUCCUCCUGUUGCACCUCCUCCUCCUCCUCCUCGCCAUCGCCUCUUUUCCUCCCCGCACUCCCAAACUUCACUUCAUUCAAGAGCGUGUGUCCGGACUUUAGUUUUUUUUGCUGAUUAUAUACUUUUUUUUCUACAUUUUCCCAAGAAGGGCAUGUAUUGGAAGCAGAGGCGGCCGAGUGAGGGUGAGGGUGAGGGUGAGAGAGUACUGUGGACGCGGUGAGGAGCAUCAGGAACUUCUUCUGCUGAUCUACACCUUCACUUCUAGCAGCAGGUGAGGAUGCAUCUAUCCCUGGACACCAUGAGCAUGGUGGACGACCUCUCACCCAGCCACUUCCACGACCUGGCCAAGGGUGGAGGCACGGUGACGGUGGGGGGCCACGUCCACAGCAUCGACGUCAUCCUGGGCUUCAGCAAGGACCAGGACUCCCUGCUGGGCCCCGGGCCUCACAAGGUCAGCAUGGAGGCCUUGGCGGAGGCCGGCAAGCAACACCCGUCCUACAGCGGCCAUCUUGGCGCCCUGGCAGAUGACGACUCCGAGCAGCAGCAGCAAUAUCAGGACGCUGAGCUGUACAGCCACAAGUGCGAGGAGGAGCUGAGGAAGAGCGCGGACAGCGAGGAAGGCAAGUCCCCGGAGUCGUGCCAGGACGAGCAGCCCAAGAAGAAGCACCGACGCAACCGCACCACCUUCACCACCUACCAGCUGCACGAGUUGGAGCGCGCCUUCGAGAAGUCCCACUACCCUGACGUGUACAGCCGCGAGGAGCUGGCCAUGAAGGUCAACCUCCCCGAGGUCCGAGUCCAGGUGUGGUUUCAGAACCGCAGAGCUAAAUGGCGGCGCCAGGAGAAAAUGGACGCCGGCGCCAUGAAGCUCCACGACUCGCCGAUGCUCUCCUUCAACCGCCCGGCGCCGGUCCACAGUGCCAUGGGACCCAUGAGCAACUCCCUGCCCCUGGACCCCUGGCUGACCUCGCCCCUGUCGAGCGCCACGCCGGUCCACGGCCUGCCGGGCUUCAUGGGCCCCGCCCAGGGCCUCCAGCCCAACUACCCCGCCCACGGCUUCCUCAACUCGGGCCCUCACGCGCCCAUGGGCCAGGGGAUGGCCGGCAUGGCGCCGCCGCCUUACCAGUGUCCGGCGCCGUACCCCGACAAGUUCCCGGGGGAGGACUUGGACCAGCGCAGUUCUAGUAUCGCCGCACUGAGGAUGAAAGCCAAGGAACACAUCCAGUCCAUGGAUAAAACCUGGCUACCCAUGUGACUAACAGGAAGUGACACUGGCUACCCAUGUGACUAACAGGAAGUGACACUGGCUACCCAUGUGACUAACAGGAAGUGACACUGGCUACCCAUGUGACUAACAGGAAGUGACACUGGCUACCCGUGUGACUAACAGGAAGUGACACUGGCUACCCAUGUGACUAACAGGAAGUGACACUGGCUACCCAUGUGACUAACAGGAAGUGACACUGGCUACCCAUGUGACUAACAGGAAGUGACACUGGCUACCCAUGUGACUAACAGGAAGUGACACUGGAGCUGAGCAUUUAGGGACUUUUCACAUUUUUAAUAUUUGUAAUUUUUGUUUUUUACAUCUCAAGUCAUGAAGCGCGUGAGUGACGACUUUUUCUACUUUCUGCUGUUCCUAUUCAUCUGUCCCGCGUCAUUCCUUCGUUGCAGCGUUUAAAAAAACAAAACAAUCAAACUGCCAAUUUUUCAUGAACUAAUAAUCAACAUGCAAAACUAUGGAGGAGGAUUAAGGCGACACUGAGAUCAAUAACAUUCAUUAUUUGAUAUUUUUCCACAAACAACAAAAUGUGUAAGAUCACAUGUUGUUUACCUCCUAAUUUUAGGAGGAAUUUCUUGGGAAAUUUCGACUUAAUUCGGUUUUUAUCUUCUCAAAAUGUUCUCCAAAUUACAACUUCAUUUUUGCAAGAGUACGUUUUGUUUAAAAAUAAAAAUUCUGGUGAAAUUCCAACAUUUUUAUUGCAACUUUUCUUCUCUAAAAAAACAUGACUUUAUUUACGAAUCCUCUUUU